Molecule: messenger RNA, 4132 nt
Organism: Cheilinus undulatus (humphead wrasse)
Lineage: Eukaryota; Metazoa; Chordata; Actinopteri; Labriformes; Labridae
Gene: pax7a
Product: paired box 7a
Exons: 9
Coding region: 244-1767 (507 amino acids)
Biological process (GO): anatomical structure development; regulation of transcription by RNA polymerase II
Molecular function (GO): DNA-binding transcription factor activity, RNA polymerase II-specific; RNA polymerase II cis-regulatory region sequence-specific DNA binding
Source: RefSeq, a predicted model, not a curated record
UUUUGGCGUUCCUGCACGGAGAGGAGCAUCACUUUCCCCUUUUUUCCCCCCCCGGUGGAAGAAGAAGAAGAAGAAGAAGAAGAAGAAGAAGGGCUCGUCCGGUUUCUCCGCCUGGGAUUUGGAUUUGACAGCACCCUCUUUCUGAGCAUUUUCAAAGGCAUUCCGUUUUUUUUUUUUUUUUUACUUGGACUUUGUGAGAGUAACAGGUUCGAGUGUGUUUUUGUUGUUGGUGUCAGUAGCUACAUGAUGGCUACUUUACCCGGAACAGUGCCUCGGAUGGUGCGCCCUGCGCCAGGCCAGAACUACCCCCGAACCGGCUUCCCCCUGGAAGUGUCCACCCCUCUGGGCCAGGGGAGGGUGAACCAGCUUGGCGGCGUGUUCAUCAACGGGAGGCCCCUGCCAAAUCACAUCCGACACAAGAUAGUGGAGAUGGCCCACCACGGAAUCCGACCCUGCGUAAUCUCGCGACAACUGCGAGUUUCUCACGGUUGUGUGUCAAAGAUUCUGUGCCGGUACCAGGAGACGGGAUCGAUCCGUCCAGGGGCCAUAGGAGGCAGCAAACCCAGGCAGGUGGCAACUCCUGACGUGGAGAAGCGGAUCGAGGAGUACAAGCGCGAGAACCCGGGCAUGUUCAGCUGGGAGAUCCGGGAUAAGCUGCUGAAGGACGGGGUGUGCGACAGAAGCACGGUUCCUUCAGGUGAGGCUUCAUCUGUGAGCUCCAUCAGCCGCGUUUUGAGGGCCCGAUUUGGCAAAAAAGAUGACGAGGAUGACUGUGAUAAGAAGGAUGAAGAUGGAGAAAAGAAAACAAAGCAUAGCAUCGAUGGCAUCCUCGGUGAUAAAUGUAACCGCGCAGACGACUGCUCAGACGUCGAUUCGGAGCCCGACCUGCCCCUGAAGAGGAAGCAGAGACGCAGCCGCACCACCUUCACGGCCGAGCAGCUGGAGGAGCUGGAGAAGGCAUUCGAGAGGACGCAUUAUCCCGACAUCUACACCCGAGAGGAGCUGGCUCAGAGGACCAAGCUCACAGAGGCCAGAGUGCAGGUUUGGUUCAGCAACAGGCGAGCUCGGUGGCGCAAACAAGCCGGAGCCAAUCAGCUCGCCGCUUUCAACCACCUGCUUCCUGGAGGAUUCCCGCCCACAGGAAUGCCAACUUUGCCCACAUACCAGCUACCAGACUCCAGCUACCCCAGCACCACACUAUCACAGGAGGGCAGCACGUUGCACAGACCCCAGCCUCUGCCUCCAUCCUCCAUGCACCAGGGAGGCCUCAGUGCCGACAGCAGCUCUGCUUAUGGCCUCUCAUCCAACCGACACAGCUUCUCCAGCUACUCUGACACCUUCAUGAGCCCCUCGGCCUCCAGCAACCACAUGAACCCUGUCGGCAACGGGCUCUCCCCACAGGUGAUGAGCAUCCUGAGCAACCCCAGCGCCGUGCCCUCCCAGCCCCAGCACGACUUCUCCAUUUCCCCCCUGCACAGCAGCCUGGAGAGCUCCAACCCCAUCUCGGCCAGCUGCAGCCAGCGCUCCGACACCAUUAAGAGCGUGGACAGCCUGGCCUCCUCUCAGUCCUACUGCCCCCCCACCUACAGCGCCACCAGCUACAGUGUGGACCCCGUCACUGCGGGCUACCAGUACAGCCAGUAUGGACAGACUGCUGUUGACUACCUGGCCAAGAACGUCAGCUUGUCCACCCAGAGGAGGAUGAAACUUGGGGACCACUCGGCCGUGCUGGGGCUUCUACAGGUGGAGACAGGACAGGCCUACUGAAGACGCCCAUCAUGCACCACUUUCCUCCAUGCUCCAUCAGGUCUGGACUCCGGCUCCAUAACAUCAGCGCACAGACAUGCAGCAGAAAGUGACGCUUUACGGGUGUGACGAGGCAACCUUUUUCACGCCAUCGUCGACCACCAGGCGGCUCUGCACCCCUUUUCUUUUCCAGUGUCUCUGCCUGCUUCCUGUGCUCCCACCCAAGCUCAAAAACAGACAGGAACCCUGAAGCACCCUGAGAUCGUCGGCCACACUGGCCCGGCUCCCUCUUUAUCAUGGCUGCAGUCCAGCACACAUUCAGAGCCAUCAACAACAUGUACUUUGACCUUGCUGUUCAUAGUAGUUAACAAAGCCAAUAUCAUUUGAACGCCUCUUCUUGUUCCUUUUUGAUAUUGUUAAGAUUAUUGUUGCUGUUAUAUGAUUAUGGUUAAUGUGAUUUAUGUUGUUCUUUGAUUCCACUCGUAUCUCUUUUUCCCUGUUAGAUGUCAGUUUGUAAAACAGUGUGGAUGAGACGGGGGUGUGAGUGUCUGUUGCGUGUGCAUGUUUUUUUUUUUUUUUUUUUUAGCGUGUCGGCAGAGUCUCACAAGAGAGAGAGGAUGAUUGUUUUCCAAGCUGCUGCUCUUCUGCCUGUUCCCUGAGCUCUAAUGUUCGUGAGCGGUUUGACCUUCCCACUUUCAUAUUUCGUCUUGACAUUCCUAAAGAACUUGGCCACUCGGUGGGAAGUCUGGCUGGAUGGAUUCUGCAGGGAAUUAAAGCAGCGUUUUUGGCCGCCAAUAGCUUUCCCCUUCUAACCUCCACCCCAUCCUUAGCCGUGGUCCACUGGGAAGGGGGCAUUGUUUGCAAAAACAGGAUUGGGGAAAUUAAUGUAUUUUGUUUAGAAAUAUGGACCUUGCCAAGGAGGGCUAACUCAAUCCUCCCCCUCCCCGCUAAAUCCCAUCUGCUGGGAAACCCUGUGUGACUUUAAAGCAGAUUAUAUCACAAGAAAAUAAUGUCAGCGCUAAUUCACAGUGACCCUUCUCUAUUACUAGCCAGUAUUUCUGUUUUUAGAGCCUGAUUAGCACAUUUUGUAAAUGCACCUUCCACUCUUUCUGACUGAAUAAGCAUUCCUCGAAACAUUCCUGCGUCUGCAAGCAUUCCAGCACUCUCUGUUAUGAGAUUAAGAAGUACACAAGCUGUUCCAUUCACAUGCACUGUGGAAAAUCUCAUAAUCCAGUCAGAUGUGAAAGGGCACAGGUAACACGGCUGAUUGGCCCCCCACUCUUGUUUUAGACCUCUAAUCCUCAUGGAAAUGUACAAAAAUGAGAAAAAACUUAAAGAAUAGAAGAUAUGAGACAUUUGUGUAGCACUCAUAGUUGACUUUUGACACGAUCCAGGACAAGCUGUUCCCCUGAGAUAUGUUUUAUUUCUUUCUUUCCCUAAAAUCAGCAUCCAUGUGGCGAUGCUUCGGUCCUUAGUCACCUUUUAAAACCUAAACCAUGUACAGUAGCUGGGCAGAUUGUGUAUUGUCUGUUUAUAAAGAGUAUGUUUUAUACUAAAACAAAACUUAUGUUGAGUGGUAGGUACGUGAGGGAUCGUUGUGGAAGUAUAUGUUUGAGUUUGGCUUGUUUUUUGUUCAUUUUUUGUUUAAAUUGUAUUUAAAUCUUGAUUUGACCAAAAGUUUUUGUUUUUGGGCCCAGGUAAGAAUGAAUUUGUAUAAAUUAGUAAAAAUAAUUCCAUUAAAAAGUGUAAAAAGAGGACAACUGAGCUAAAAAACAGCUCCAUGGACCACACAGGACUGGUGUAUAUUUAAAAGGUGCUUCACUGAGGCGUCCUCUUGUGUAUUUCGAGGAUGUGUCCGCCCACCUGAUCUUACAGACUGGUUCUAAACGUGCAGACUCUCUGAGACUUUGCUGUGAGAGUUCACCACCGGUUCACAAGCACAAUGAGGAUGAUGAUGGAGGAGAAGUCCUCUCCACUCUGGGAAACUGACUUAAGUCACGUUUGAUGGACCAAUGAGACUCCAGGAGAGAGAGAAAAAAAGUUAACGCUGACUCCGCACUGAAAUGGCAGCGAUCCGAGCUGCUCUCCCUCCCCUUAGACGCCUCACUCGUGUAUAUUUUAAAAAGGAAGAAUUUUAGAAUCGUCUUUAGUGUAUCAAAACCAUUUCUAACACUUGCGUCAGUAAACAUUUGGAUAUUUAAAGCUCCUGUCCCUCCUCUCUCCUCCUCGUCUGUUUGACUCUUAACCUGUUUAGUUGCUUUCUGACAUCUGUGCUUUGCUUUGACUCCUUCUUCUGUUCCGCAUGUGUGUAUAUUAUCAUGGUAUAAUUUAUUCUGCUGUAUGAAGUAUUAGAGUAGUGGGAAACUUGUACUGGUAUUUACUACCU